Molecule: messenger RNA, 1692 nt
Organism: Phytophthora nicotianae INRA-310
Lineage: Eukaryota; Oomycota; Peronosporomycetes; Peronosporales; Peronosporaceae
Exons: 3
Coding region: 1-1692 (563 amino acids)
Molecular function (GO): protein binding
Source: RefSeq, a predicted model, not a curated record
AUGAGCUCGAAGUCGUGUGGUAUCGAAGCUCGAGACGAGGUUAUCGAUCUUUGUGAAGAAGGCGAAGGCACUUCGUCCGACCCAUUUAUCAAUCAGUUCUACGACGAUCAGGGACGGACAUUAUCUGAACAAUUAUUACGAGGUCGAAUGCGAGUAUUGGCCCUGGUAAAACUAGUUUAUGGACACCAGAGUAUCAGUAAAGCUCAUGCUGAACUGGAAUUAGGCGAGACUUACGCAAGGUUAAAUCUCUGGAAGCAAGCGGAGCUGCAUGCUUCGUGUGCUGCUAAUCUUCUUCGAGAAAUCGAAAUAGCAGCGCCAAAAGCGAAACGUACCGCUGGAGGACAGAACGAUAAUGGAAAACUACUGAGACUAGCUCUCGAGUUCUGCUACAAAGCUCAAUGUGAUGAAGCAGCUCGAGGUCGUGUGUCCGCUGACGAAUUGCUAGGGCAUUUAAGCAGACACGGAGAUAGUAGCAACCAGCUUUUAGCUACUGUCUUCGAGCACGAAGUGUUGGAAAAAGCAUUUGAAUCGAAUCAAACUCUGCAUUGGCAGAAGCUGCUGCUGCGACUCGAAGAGAUCAACCAGGAACUGCACCAGCAUCUCACCUUCGUGUCUGCACGAUUGCCUCCUGGUGUAGCUCAGAUGCUGAACGCGUUGUUCGUUUCUCUUGACACUGCAGAAGACGGUAUCGUGCCAUUUCACACAUUUCUUGAUCGUCUACAGACUGCAAAUACAGACUUAAGUAACCGUAAAACUUCUGCUGCGUCGUACAUCCACGCACUCUGCGGUACACUGCAACGCGUUCUCAAUCGAGUAUGCUAUCACUCGCUGACAUGGACAGAGAUCCUGACGCUCGGAGCUCACAGCAACUUUCGACUUCCUUCAAACGAAGACUCUAGACCCGACGAUGGCAGUCCUCCAGCGUUGCUAGCACGUGUCAAACUGCUGCUAAGUCGCGUGUAUCUUCGACGAGGACAACUCGAAGAAGCUGUGCGAUAUGUCCAAACGGCAGUAGCAGCACGAGAGAAACUGGGCGCUGAAUGCAGCGAUCUGGUGCAGUAUUAUCUCGUAGCCGCCGAAGCGCAAGCGAGACGUGGACGGCAACUCCACGUUCUUGGACAGCAGGCCCGUCGAGAUCGUGCUGAACGCUGGCUCAAGACGACCGAAGGCUCUCGGUAUCUGCGAUCUCGUGCACUGGAAGAAGUCGAACUUGCAAGCGGCAGUGGCCAGCCAUUGUUGUCGAAGAAAGAGGCGGAGGCUCGUGCUAGAGCGAAAUUGAUCCAGGAGCUCACGGUCUCACCUCCACCAUCAACACUCAGUACCAAUCGUCCAGGGAAUGACUACGAAGCUUCGGCUCGUUCGUUGACGGACGGAGCUCUGGAAAGCUGCAACAAGGCUUGGGAACUUCAGGAACGUCACUUUGGUCGGGAACAUAUCACCACUGCAGCUGUACACGUGAGUCUCGCACAGGUUCAUCUUCUUCGAAGUAUCAACGAGGAUCGAGUGAAUGCUGACGAAGCGAAGGAGGCCAUUCAUGAAGCGAUUCACUGCUUCACUGCAGCUAUCGACAUCUACGAGAAUGCGUGCAGUGGAACUGUAUCAGCAUCAGCGUUUCUCCGUCUCGAACUCGCCAAAUUGUAUCAGCAAGACCUACUCAAGCUCGACAGAGCACGCUCCGACGAUUUGUGCUAG